UGCACCUAUUCCAUUCUUCCAUCGCUGUGCUCCUGUGAACAUUUCCUGCUAUGCCAAGUUUGCAGAGGCCCUGAUCACCUUUGUCAGUGACAGUAGUGUCUUACACAGGCUGAUUAGUGGAGUUAUGACCAGCAAAGAGAUUAUAAUGGGACUUUGCUUGUUAUCACUAGUGUUGUCCAUGGUUUUGAUGGUUAUAAUCAGGUACAUUUCAAGAGUACUUGUCUGGAUUUUAACAAUUCUUGUUAUUCUGGGAUCACUUGGUGGUACAGGAGUCCUGUGGUGGCUCUAUGCUAAGCAACGAAUAUCUGCCAGUGCUGAUGAGACUCAAAUAGCCAAAGACAAUCUUCAGGCUCUCUUGGUCUAUGCCAUUGCAGCUACAGUCUUCACGGUACGCUUUGCUAAUGACU
Acanthisitta chloris (rifleman) is the source of this 407-nucleotide messenger RNA. RefSeq names its product choline transporter-like protein 1. The record is from RefSeq and is a predicted model, not a curated record. The transcript is spliced from 3 exons. The annotation marks the transcript as partial. Lineage: Eukaryota; Metazoa; Chordata; Aves; Passeriformes; Acanthisittidae.